GGCGCCCCUCAUGCCGCCGGGCGGGGCCGCGCUCCCGGCAUGCCCGAGGGGGACGCUCCGAGGGUGGGUAGGUGGGCGGAGGGAAGGCGGGCGCGAGGGUGCGCGCCCCCCGCGCCGCCGCUUCCCAUUCCCAGGCGCUUCGCAUUCUCAGCCGACGCGGAACCGCAGCCGAGCCGCUGUAGCCGGCGCGCAGCGCGCAUGCGCGGCCCCGGGAGGGCGGGGGCCGGCGUUGAGCGGGGAGCGCUCCCCGCCGGUGCUGCCCGCACUCCGCGCUCCCGCCCGGCGCCGCCGCUGCCCGCGACCGGCGGCCGCGCACAGCCCGCGCCCUCUCCCGCGCCGCGUCCGCCCGUCGUCCUGCCCCGCCAUGAAGUUGAGCAGCCGCGGCCGGGGAUGCUGCGCGGGCGGCAGCCGGGAACGCGGGCCGCCGCCGCGGAGCCCCUUCGUGCACCAGCUGCGCUUCAGCCCCCUGGAGAAAGCCAAGAUUGCCUUCAUGACCUUGACUCUGUUUCCUAUCCGACUCUUUUUCGCUGCUUUUAUGAUGCUGCUGGCCUGGCCUUUUGCGUUCAUUGCUUCAAUGGGAUCUGAUGAGCAAGAGCUUGAAAAGCCCCUCUCCUGGUGGCGAAAGAUAGUGGAUAUUUUGCUGAAGGCAAUAAUGAGAAUGAUGUGGCUUGCUGGUGGAUUCCACUGGAUAAAUGUGAAAGGCAGACGGGCAUUGCCAGCAGAAGCAGCAAUAUUAACGGUGGCUCCCCAUUCUUCCUACUUUGAUGCCAUUCCAGUAACGAUGACCUUCGCCUCCAUUGUGAUGAAAGCAGAAAGCAAAGAUAUUCCUGUCUGGGGAACUCUGAUCAAAUACAUCCGACCGGUAUUUGUGUCUCGGGCAGACCAGGAUUCUCGCAGGAAAACUGUUGAAGAGAUAAAGAGGCGUGCCCAGUCCGGUGGUAAAUGGCCACAGAUAAUGAUAUUCCCAGAGGGCACUUGCACAAACCGAUCCUGCCUAAUUACAUUCAAACCUGGAGCAUUUAUUCCUGGAGUUCCUGUACAGCCUGUGGUUUUACGCUACCCAAACAAACUGGACACAAUCACAUGGACAUGGCAAGGGCCAGGAGCGUUUGAAAUUCUGUGGCUUACUUUAUGUCAAUUUCACAAUUCUGUGGAAAUCGAGUUUCUACCCGUGUAUAUUCCUUCAGAAGAAGAAAGAAAAAAUCCAGUGUUAUAUGCCAAUAACGUCAGACGUGUAAUGGCAGAGGCGUUGGGAGUUUCAGUGACAGACUACACAUUUGAAGACUGUCAGCUGGCUUUGGCUGAAGGACAGCUUCGUCUACCUUCAGAUACAUGUCUUCUAGAAUUUGCAAAGCUUGUGAGAAGCCUUGGGCUGAAGCCAGAAACACUUGAAGAUGAUCUUGAUAAAUAUGCUGCAAGUGCCAUGAAAAUGAAGAGGGAAAAGGUCGAUCUCAAAGAAUUUUCAGCCUACUUGGAAUUUCCAGUUUCUCAGACAUUAGAAAGCAUGUUUGCACUUUUUGAUGAGAAUGAAGAUGGUGUAAUUGACAUUCGGGAAUUUGUCAUUGCUCUGUCAGUUGUCUGUAAGCCAUCCAAAACUCUGGAAACAAUUCAGAUGGCAUUUCAGCUGUACCAGUCAGAAGGUGGAACUGUAACAGAAGAGGAUUUAGCUUGUAUUCUGAAGACUGCCAUGGGUGUGUCACAAAUUGAUGUUACACAUCUUUUUAGAGCUGUAGAUGAAGAAGAGAAAGGAAAGAUUACAUAUGAUGACUUCUACACAUUUGCUGUGUUGCACCCACACUUUGCAGAAGACUAUCUCUAUGCUGAUCAGAUGGGAGCUGACAGUGGCUUGGAGACUUCAUCUCUUUCUGCUCCUAAUGGUAUCUGUACUGACUUCAGCCCUGACAACAGUGGAGAUAGAAGGAAGCCCUUGCAGAAGAAACUGAAUUAACACUACAACUGUUACCUUCCUCUCCUGGUGAGAGGGUUGUAUUUUCCUGAGAUUUUCAUAAAUCACUCCAAUUAUACAGCAAAUACCAGUUUUGUGUGUGAAAGUUCUACCUGAAUACCAUCCUUUGAAUCAUAUGUGCUAUAUUUAACAACAUGUUCCAGGUUACUUUGGGAAAGGUGUUUUUAUUUUUUUUUUUAAAGGUCUUUGAAAGGCAAAAAUGUGAAUGUGCUUCAUUAUUAAUGUUCAUAUUUAAAAGGAAGCGGCACAACUUAUUUAUAUUCCAUUGGCUAGUUCCAUGUACAAAGUGUCGCACAAACUGUGCAUGUAUAAAGAAACUGUAGCUACUAUGGUGUAAAGUGCACUUUGGUGAUUAGUGUUUUCCCUAGUUAUGGGGAUGUUUAUUUGGGGCCAAACUUUGCUGUCCAUAUCUGAAUAGUCAGUCUUGUUGAUUUUGGUGGGAUUAUUUUCUUGAGCAAGGCAAGCAUACUUUGGCCCUUUGUUUUGGUUUCAGUGAACAGUUUGGAAACAGUAAUACAAAAACCUGCUAAGGAUUUCUUUUUAUUUUUAUUGCUGAAUGAUAAAAUUGUUUCUCUUUCCAUGGUAGAAUGAAAAGGAAAGGCUCCUUAUCCCUCACCCCAAGACUUUUUUACUGUAAUCUUACGGAUGCAAUUAAACAUAAAUUCUUUCCAAACUGACAUGCCACAUACUGUUUGAAAAUACACAACUGAUCUGUUUGUACUUUUCUCUUACAACCAAUUCAAUUCGUGUCCAGACAACAUUUUAUGGGAGAUGUUUACAGAGCUAUAUUGGAUUUAGAUUUAUCAGGAGUCACAGCUUUCUUUUGUAGCGAGCCUGUACAGAUAACAUAACAUGGAAUGCAUCAUGAAAACUUUGGUGUAUCAGCACAAGUUGGAAAAGGUUGCAGUCACUUCAGAGGCCAAGCCAGCAACAAGUUGCAGAACAUCCUGAAGAAAUGCUAGUUAAAUAUUUAUAGCAACAUUACAUAUACUUCAUGGAACAUAUAUGAAGCUUAGAAUAGUUUAGGACUGUUUAAAAAAACACCACACUUCUAUUAGUAAUACUUAUGUUUCCUUUUGUAAAGCCAGAUGCCUUAACUGCUACUGGAAGUCUCAGAGGAAAAUACAGAUUACUAUAAAACCACAGACCUUCGUUGAUUAGGAGAUGUGACAAAAGCCUCAAGGAGUGGGAGGGAGGACUCUCUUACAAGAUAAAUGUGAUGGCAACUCUUCUUCCAAAGAAAAAAAAAUCUUUUAAGUCAUUUCUGACUAGUUUUGUAGGGUUUUGUGCAUGGAAAAGUAUUAGGAUUUGAGUCUUCUGUAAAGGAAUUUAAAACUAGAUUUGAAAGGGAAGAAUUUUAGCAAAGGGUGUCUGUACUAAAUGCUUUUAUAAGUAUUUUUUAAAUAGCAGGAGCUGUUUUAAAGCUCAUUGGGGUAUUGGAAUCUGCCCUUAGAAGUCCUGAACUGUAUGUGGCAGGUCUCCAAACUGGAACUGGCUUUAAUAAAGAGGGUAGGAGGGAAAACUGUAAGAAAAUAUGCUUUAUGGGAGUAUGUGGAGGUAAUAAUUAAAUUUUGAUUUAUCUAGAUAACAAAAGCCAAGCUCACAGGGCAACAGCAGACUGGCUGGCAAGAUUUGAAUUGAAACUGAUAAUGAAAAAUAGGAGAAAUUGAAAAAAUAAGGCAUAUGAGAAACUACACUUAAGUAGGAAUAGUCAGCUGCAUCAGAGGAGGGAGUGAGUAUUACUGUGCUAUAUGUUGAGGCAGGGAUGACACAGAAUAUGUCAAAAUGAGCAGUGUUAACUCUUUGCUGCAGAAAAGAUGCAUCUUUGCCUCUUUUGAGGGAGGGAUGCAUCAGCAUGCAGCCUGUGAGAAGCUAUUUCUGCAUUACCAAGAUGUGACAAGGUCUUACCUGAGGUACCUUUUCAUAGGGGGGCCCCUGAGAGAGAUGGGGUGUAACUGAAUAAAGUCUGGAGACAGAAAAUACUAAAAAGAGAUCAAAAGUGUCCUUUAAUCCAAAGAAGAGGAGACUGAAGAAAGAUGUGAACAGUCUUUAAAUAUGGGAAAAGUUGCUAUAGAGAAAAUAGGAACACUCUUCUCCAUAAGGAUGGUAGAUACUGGCUGUUAAUUGAAAAGGCAAGUUAAGCCUUAGAAAAGGCUCUGACAAUACACCUUGUUAAGCUGAGGAGAAGGGUUAUUUCAGGUGAGAUGAACAGCCUGCCUUCCUUCACUAGAGUUUUUGAAAACGGAGAAGACAAGACAGCUACAAUAGAGACACUUGACUUUGAUCAUGCCCCAGGGUUACAGGGAGAUGUCCCUGAGGUCUGUUUUCUGUAAUUAUACAGUAUGUAAGAGAAGGCAGGUGUAGUCUGGACAUACUGAAUCUCCACAAGACUAUGGCACACAGCUCAAGCUGGCUGUCUAAGUUUACCUUUUGCUUUGUAUGUGAGCUUGAGAAUUUGAAAAUUUCAGAAUGCAGGGAAGGAGAGAGAGUUCCCCAAUACAUGUGUGAAAAGAAGAAAGGUAAGCUUAGAGUCCUGUGGACAAUUCUGAAGUUAGAGAAGCUCCAAAGGAACAGAUACACUGACCACAUCUGUGAAAGAACAAAGUAAGCUGAUUGAAGUUGGCUGAACAUGAGUGGCUAAUUUGCAUGUAUGGUGUGAGUAACUUGGGGGUCUGUUUUAUGAAAGCCUAUAGGUUCAUUGACUUUUUUUAAUUUGUAUUUUGAGGUGUUUUCUAAUUGUGGUGAGUGCAAUAGCUGUACUUGUGUGCACCUAAGCUGUACAGAGUGCACUGAAGGGCACUGCAGCCUGUAGUAGAUGGGCCCUUAAACAGGCACCACAUUGUGUGGUGAAGAGGCACUGAAAGUCCUGUGCCAGUGAGCUCAGGCCAGAGCUGCUGCUGGAGAAGGCCAGUGACCAACACAAAUCACAAGCAAGUACUCUUGGUGGAUUAAAACUCAUUUCAAAAUUGGUGCGUUAAAUAAUUUUUAAAAAAGGCAUAAGACAAAACAACAGAUUCUGGAAGGAAAUGAUUCUCCCUCUUUUGAGAAAUUACUGAAUAAGAUAAAGACGUAAUAGGAGGAGUGAUAACAUGAAGGAUCGGCCUGCUUGGAAAUAUUGUUAAAUCAUACACUGUUUCAUGGAAGUUGAGAUUAAUUAAUAUAAUUCCAUUAAUUUUAGCAUUUGUAGUAUAUAAUAUUAGACUGCCUUGUAGUGAGAGAGAAGGCACAUUAUGUACCACAGGAUGGUGAACUCUUGAGGGCCAAGGGCUGGAACACAUGUCAUGAGUGCAGCAAUACUCGUUCCAACUCAUCCAUCAAACCCCAGCUGCAGAAGUGUUUCAGAAGAUCCCCAUGAGAAGCCUUUUUAGAGGCAUCUGAGUGUGGAGCAGCUGGGUGGUAACACAGUCAACUUUCAGUGACUUGAUGCAAAGUCAGAGUAGAAGUAAAAACUUCCUUUCCCCUUCACCAAAUAUUCAUUAAAACAUUGCUGGCUUUAUAGGCAGAUUGUUGUAUUUUAACAGGUACUAUCAACACCCCCUAAAUUUACAAGGAGACGUAUGCAGAAAUUACUUUGGUUCUUUGCAACUAUUGAACUUAAAUGAUCCUUACACAAAAAAAUGCAGGGAUGUGAAGGCAUUUGACAUUUGAGGAGCAUUUCUGUACUCUUAUGUAACACUGCCAUCCCUUGCCAGUAGAGUUCUUGCAUCAACCUGAAUUUUUACAUAUUGUAUGAGAUAACCAGCCAAGGCUGGGUAUCUCUUCUCAUAUGCCUGAACAAGCAUUUAAAGUUACCAGAAAACUACAAAAUCCAGAAUAUCUGAACUUUUGGGGAGCUGGUUUGGUUUUUUUGUUGUUUCAAUUAUAAUUUUUCAAAGAUAAUGAAAUCCCACUAAAACCAAACAAAUGCUUAGUAGGUGCAAAAUAUGUUUAAAUCACUGUCUCUAGCACAGUAUGGCAAGUGUUAUUACAAAUUUUUGGGGAGUCUGUUGCUGUAGCAGAUAAACUUAAAAUGCUUCAUAGGAAAUUUAUUAUAAGCCUUAGGGAAAAAAUUAGGCUGUACACUUAGUUUAAUAUUCAUUAAUUACACUGUAUGUUUCAAUGCAUUUAUUGUCAGUAGAAUGAUCUAGGUGUGAUAAAUAGCAACCAGACGUGUUUGCUAAUCCCAUUUUCAAGGUAUAAAUCCUUAGGUCACAGGGGUUGAAAAGGACACGUGUGUAGUAGGGAAAUUAUGCAAUCUUUUUAGUGACAGAGCUGCCAGAAGUAAAUAGCUAAGUGUCACACAGAGCUCUUUAUUAAAAUCUGAAAGCUGAAUAACUUUGUUAGCUAAUUUAGGCAUUGGGAUGGUUGGAAUAUUUUUGUAUUCAUAAAAUGCAGCAAAAGUUUUCCUGGAAAAAUCAUUGUUACACUUCAACAUUGGAUAAUUUUUUAAAGCAGGUGUGGUUUUAUUUAUUUAUGAGUUCCCUGAUAAGUUCAUCUUUGGUAUUGCCAUUAAAUUAUUCUUUCUACUUUUAUAUUGACAUGUGGUAAGUAUAGCUUCUCAUAUUAACUGUUUCAGUAAUCUGCUCUCUGCUCCUUCAAAAAUAGCAUCCUCAUUAAAAGACAAAAAAAAUUGAAAAACAAACAAAAACCUGCUCUGACUUAAAAAAAUACUAGUAGCAGAAUUCUAGUAGCACAUGCUGUAGAUCCUGUGAUCUCAGAAAAAGAAAACCUGUAAGGACAGCUCUGCAUAUGUUACAGGACUAAACUAGGCUGGAGAGAAAACAAAAUUCUGAUUAAAAGUUCUGACCAACUAAGUUCAAUUUUUCUUUAGGUCAGAGCGUGGGUGAUAAGACUUUCUGAAAUGUUGCAUUUUACUUAAUAUGAAGCCUCUGGUUUUUCUCUAGCAGAGCUUUCAUGAGUGCUCUAGAAACAGGAAAUGACAAAGACACUGGCCAAGAGUUCUACAUUAGCAAAAUUCAAAUUUGGCUCCUAAAGCCAUAUUGAUGUACAGAAGUUCCCUGUGAACCAGGCACUUCAAAUAGUUUGCUGCUUUUUAAGUAUCUGAAGUUCAGCUGAUUAGGAAAACUUAAAUUAACAAAUUAUACUGAAUAGAUCAUUACAAGAAAAAAAGAAGGAAGAAUACAAAAUAGAAACCAAGAGUUAUCAUCAGUGCCAUUGAUAAUUAGUUACGAAUUGAUUAAAUUAUUAAUUGAUCAGCAAAACUGCAAGAUCUGUUUCACAUAUGAGCAGGAAGGCUGACAUGCUCAUUCAGGUAAUUUUGCUAACCUGACUAAGUGGAAUUUAAGCCAGGUGGUCUUUACUCAGAGGGUGAUUUCUUGAAGAAAUCAGAGGGUGCAGCAUCUAUAAGGUACUGCAACAUCCCAGUAAUGUCUUGGGUCACUGGCAGUAUAAAAGUGAGAUUUCAUCUUCUCAUCCUGCCUUUUUCCUUUAAAUUAUGGAGAAGAGCAUUCUAACUGUGACAGGAAGCCUGUAAGAUCUCACAGGUAAAAACCCUCCAGCACCACCUCAGAGGCACAAAGGUGAUCAUUCUGUGGAAUAGUUAUGGUGGUGAAGUGGGUAUUCAAUGCUGGUCACCAACAUCUUGUGGUCAAACCAUGUAUAAAUGGUAAUACUGAGGUAAAACUGCUGAGAGAACACAGCAGCAAACAGGGCAUCCUUUAGAUGUGUUUUGACUUGGGUCUGUGAGUGUUUUCUGCAUCUCAAAGUGGUCAAGUUAAGUUUCUUUCUCUGGGAAACAUUUCAGGUUUCUUUCAAGAUACUUUGGCUUCUUCAAGUGGAAGAGUGAUUUGUUUUGUAGAAAGCAGCUUCUUAUUCCCCGGAUGGUGUGAUGUGCUUUAUCAUGUGUAAUGUGAUUAAAUUGAAGUGGGUGAUACCAAGAGAGUGGAGGAUAUAAGAGGCUUAUAAAACAGAGGGUUUAUGUUUCUGUGAGAUAUGCUGAGACAUUUCUGCACUGUAGUUGACACUGCCUAGAUUGUCUUGCAAGUUCAUUAUGCAAAAUCAUUUUACUAAUUGUAAAUUGUAAUGCCACUAAUUGUAGUGGCAGUGGCUGUUUAUUCCACUUGCUUUAGGAGGAUGGCAGGGCAGAGUACUCCUGUGCAGGCCAGCCUUGGGGUAUAGAUGUAUUUGCAGUUUUCAAAUUAUCAGUCUCUGGGAACAGAAACAGUAGAAUCCCCUUAGCACUGAUUGCACCUCAGUAAGUUACAUAACUUAGCUCUUUGGGGUAUUUUUUAAUGAACACAGUUAUCAUGCUUUAUUCUGAGCUGAGUUGCACAGAGCCAUAUGAACAUCAGAGCUUACUUGGGAUAGCUUGGUGAUCUCAAAAAAGGUGCUGUACAAUGAUCUGUUGGUAGAGUGUUACAUUUCAGUUUUUUCACUUUGACCAAAAAUGUCAGAAGCAAGAGAAAAAAGUCAUGACUUCUGUAAUACUCUAUUUUUAUACUGUCAAUAGGGUUUUAUUUAAGAGUGCCAGUUCUGAGCCAAAGUCAGCUGAAGAAAAAUCAGGCUGAGCUUCUUGAACCAGCAAGUAGAAAAUCCCAUCCAUGCCCAGCAUGGCAGCAAAGCUUUUACUCUGCAGCUGGCCUUUUCCCACAGUAAAGAAGGAUCUUUUCUGCCUCUUGGGCUGGUGAAUUCAGCUUACUGUAUCCCUAGUUCUUGCUUGUGCUGUCUGUUCUUCGUAGGUUUGUUGCAGGAAGAAGACCCUGCUGCCUGUUAAGCUGAAGUGACAUUCAUGGACUUUUUUUCCCUGAGCCAGGAGCAGCAGAUGAAUAUUUGAGUCCUGUUCUGGUAAUGCUACCCAAAACUAAAAACCCAUGUACUAUUUUAGUUCAUGCCUGCCAUUAAGUACAGGAUUGCUCUUUCUUUUCAUACACUUCAAACAUUGCAGGUGUGUCCAGGUGACAGCAGGUCUGAAAGAGCUUAUGAGAUUCUCCUGGUUCCUGUGAGCAACAAGAAAUUAAAUUUAGAAGUAAUUAGAAGUUUACAGGGAAACCUUAAAUUGGAUUUACUCCUGACUCACUAUAUAUAUAUAUAUCACUUUCAGUGUGAGCCUGUUUACUUCCAUGUUCCAGAUGCAGGAUCUAUAAAUGUGAUUUCAAACCAAGUCUCCUCAUGGAUACUGAAGAAAGCUGAUGCUCAGACACUUUUCAUCCUACCAUGGUACUGGAAAUGAAAUUCAUCUGACAAUAGUUUGUUUCUAAGUCUGUGAAUGUAUAUGGGAAAAGCCCAAAUACAUGUCUUUUAUUUACUAUCCAGCAUGAAGACAAUUUUGUAUUUUGAAUGCUAAAGAAAUAAACUUUGAAAGAUCUUUUAUGGCCUAAGUAUAUAUUUUUUUGUCCUAUGUUUUCUUUUAUAAUGAACUUCAAGCAAAAUAUUUCUUAUAUUUCAAAAAGGACACUUAGGUUAGCCAGUGCUGUAUUUUCCAGAAAACAAAAGCAGUUUUAAAGUAAACAUCUGAAAAUGAAAUUGUAUUUUUAAAUAUGUGAAUUAGAAUUCCUUUAAGUUAAACAUGUCUCCUUAGCAACUGUAUAUACUUAGACAAAAAGCAAACCUAUUGCAGCUGCUUAUCUCUAUAGCUGUUUGUGUCUGGUGAUUUGUUUAUAUUGCUUUUUCAGGUUGCUGUAAGGGUAUUAAGAGUCCAUGUAAAUCAGCAAUGUUAGAAAUAGAAGUCAGAAGUAAAUUUCUUUGGAAGUGAUAGAAUUUGUUUCCUGGAAGAGGACCAAGAGUAAACAUCAGCUAACCUUGUAUUAUGUACUAUACUAUGUAACUUGUUGCAGCAUUGUGCUAAAAGUAUUUGACAUCUGUUCAAUGGGACCACUUUCUAAACCUUUUUGUAAUUCCCAGCAUCUCGCCAGGUGUGUGAGACAUUUCUAAUUUGAUCACAGGUACUAGUUCAUCUUUUUUGGAAAAAUAAAAUUGAGUAAUCAACAAGCUGAGAAAAUAACUCAGAAAAAAAAUUGAUUUCUGUUGUUAACCUUGCAUUGAGGAUAUCAUUUUUAUAUUUUUAGGAGAAAAAAAAAAGAUUGCUAUGGUUUUGAACACACUUGAAACUUUAAAUGCAAAACCGAAAAAGUUGACACUGAAAUCAUCACAUUUUGGAAUUUUCUUAUGCUGCUACUGAAUCCAAGUUAGGCACUGCCAUGAAAAGGAUGCUUUUAGCUGAAAACCUAUGUGAACAGAGCAGGAAGCUGUUUUGUAGGGACUCACUUGUGAGUGGUUGUUCCAUCAGUGGUACAACUUGUGUUGCCGACUUCAAGACGACUCAAACAGACCUGCUGUGUUAAAAAAAAAAGGUUUUUAUUGUAAGAGCCCUUGGAUGUGCAGUGUAAAUCUGUAACAACAUAUAGUGCUACUGGAUAAUAAUGAUCUAAAUGCAUAUUUUCUGCUGUAAAUUUCCCUCAUGAUUUGUGUACAUAGACUAUUACCUUUGCACUGAACUGACUAUACUUCAUAAAAUGAAGAGCUAAAACAAGUACUAAAGGUGACCAUACCUUGUGGCUCCAAUUGUGGAAAUACUUUUGCAGAACAAAGGUAUAGCUUCAGUGUUAUAAAUUUGAUUUUAUAUUUUUUAUUAACAUGCAUGGAAGACUAAGGAUAAUAUUUUUUAAAAAUGAACUUGGUUUUUGUACAUUUUUUCAAUGUUUAAAACUGUAUGAUUUAACAUUACCUCUGAAUGCCAGUGAUCAGUAAAUUUUUAAAGGAAAUACCUCAAUUUGAGCAUUCUUCUCUUGUUACUUGUCUGAUAGGUUAAAAUGGAGUAUAGGGUGUGAUGAAGUGAGCAUAUGAUGGAGGUGCUUAAACUGUGCUGUAGAAGGUUACGAUGGUUUACUGAAAGGGACCUAAAUGAUACACUACAAGUGUUGAGUGCAGUUACACAAUCAUGGCUCAUUCUGCCCAACUGGACAUUUUCCUCAUGAAUGGCUUGUAAAUUAAAUUUUCAGCGUGAAGCCAAAUUA
Messenger RNA from Prinia subflava (tawny-flanked prinia), 10917 nucleotides. RefSeq names its product lysophosphatidylcholine acyltransferase 1 (gene LPCAT1). The record is from RefSeq and is a predicted model, not a curated record. Gene Ontology annotation, cellular component: endoplasmic reticulum. NCBI's taxonomy places the organism in Eukaryota, Metazoa, Chordata, Aves, Passeriformes, Cisticolidae. Gene Ontology annotation, molecular function: 1-acylglycerophosphocholine O-acyltransferase activity; calcium ion binding; lysophosphatidic acid acyltransferase activity.